CCUAGUGAAGUAGAGUUUUAUCUGAUGCUUUCCUUUUUUGUUUUCCUGGCAACUAUUCAUAGUUUUUUAGUUGUGUUUCUUUCUUUUUAUAAUUGGGUUUCCCUGGCAAAAGAAGGAGGCAACUAAUCUGAGCUGAACUAGGAUUAAUCUUUAAGUUUCCUAUUUCUUUUUUCUUUUCUAAAUUAGAUUAGUUUCUGUUCAGCUAUAUAAACCACUCCACUGUUGUUCAAGUUGUAUUAUUCAAGAAGAUAUUCGAUUUAUAAAUCUGGUCGCGGUACUUGGAGCUGGAGCAAACGGACUGCUCUCACUCUCUCUCUCUCUUUCUGGCUUUAAAAUAUUGCUCGAAAAGAGAGUACACAAAACCCUAGAACGGAGGAAGAAAGCUAAAAGAUAAAGUGUUGAGUUCUCUCUCACCAACCGCCUCUGAGCUCUCUCUCUUUCUCUCUCUCUCUCUCUCUCUCUCUCUGCAUUUAUAUCCUCAGCUCACAAUCUCAAGCAAUCCUGUUUGCUCUCUCUUUCUCAUAGACAAUGAGUAAGCACGAGGUCAUGGAUCUUCAGAGAUCGGUUUACAAAGUAAAUAUUUGCUGCUUGGGCUGUAAGGGGAAAGUUAAGAAAGCGUUGAAAAUUGAAGGUGUGUACAACAGCAUUAUAGAUGCAGAUCAGGGGAUCGUGACUGUGAUUGGGAAUAUUGAUCCAAUCAGAUUCAUUAAGAAACUUAAAAAAGAAGGCAAAAAUGCCGAGCUUCUGGGGGUUCAAAGGGUUUCAAACAACAACCAAGCUCAGCUCAACAAUCAGAUGCCUGCUGGGAAAGGUGGAAAAGACAACAAAUCUCAGAAGCCAAAGGGUGGCCAACAACAACAACAAGCACAGCAGCAGCAGCAGCAGCAAUUCAAAGGGGGUAAAGCCAUGAAAAUGCCUCCUCCCAAGGACCAGAAAUCUGUGAAAUUCAAUUUGCCAGAGGAUGAAUUUGGUGGGAGUGAUGAUGAAUAUGACAGUGAGUUUGAAGACGAAUUUGAGGAUGAGUUUGGUGAUGAAGAUUAUGAUGAUGAUGAUGACGAACAAGAGUUUGGGCAUGGCCAUGGCCAUGGCCAUCACCAGCAGCAGCAGCAGCAACCCAAUAAGAUGAUGCCAGGUAUGAUGGGUCCACAAGGGCCUUAUGGGAAGAUGAUGCCAAUCAUGGGAAAUGGCCAUGGGCCACAUGGGCCUGCUGGAAUGAUCAAUAUGCAUGCUAUGAAUGAGAAAAAAUUAGGUGGUGGUGGUGGGGGAGGCUCUGCCAAGAAAGGUGGGGUUAUUGAUUUUCCUGUGCAAUUGAAGGGCAAGAGUGAAAAUAAUGAAAAGAAGAAUGGCAAGGAUGGAAAGAAAGGGGGUGGAAAUGGCAAAGGAGGGGAGAAAAAGAAGGGAGAAAAAGAAAAAGAAGAGUGCAAGAGUGGAGGUGGCUUGGUGGGUUGGCUCAAAAGAAGUACUAGUAUAGGAAGGGGUGGUUCCAGAGGAAGUGGUGUGGAUGGUGGUGAUGGGAAAAACAAUGGCAAGGGCAAUGGAGGGAAAAAAGGUGGAUGCAAACAUGAUGGGGCCCAUGAAAUUAAGAAGGGGAAAAAUGAUUAUCAUGAAAUUGAUGUGGUGCUCAAUCAUGGCAAAGGAGGGAAAGGGGGCAAAGAAAUCAAAGAAGGCAAAGAGGGGAAGGGAAGCAAUGGAGGCAAAGGAGGCAAAGGAGGCGGCAAUGGUGGCAAUGGAGGAGAUAUGCAUCAAAUUCAAAUGGGCCAAAAGGGCCAGAUGGUUCCAAUUGGGCAGAUGGGUCAGAUGGGCCAGAUGGGUCCAAUGGGUCAGAUGGGUCAGAUGGGCCAAAUGGGCCAGAGGGGUCCAAUGGGUAAUUAUCCAAUGGGGCAGAUGGGUAAUGCUCCAGCAGUUCAAGGAUUGCCUACACCAUCGAUGAUGAACGGUGGAUAUUAUCAAGGGAUGGGGCCUGCUGGAAACCCUUAUAACCAGCAGCAGCAGCAGCAGCUCCAGCAACUGCAGCAGCAGCAGCAGAUGCAGCUGCAGCAACAACAAUACAUGGCCAUGAUGAACCAACAGAGAGGCAAUGGCAAUGGCAUGUACCAGCCCAUGAUGUAUGCACGGCCACAUGCCCCCAUGAACUUCAUGCCUCCUCAGCAAAUGCCAUCUUCAAAUGAUCCUUACGCCAACUAUUUCAGUGAUGAGAAUGCUAAUGGUUGUUAUCUUAUGUGAACAAGUAAAAAGUAGCUAGGGUUUCAGUCAUGUUUUUUUUUUUCUUUCUUUUUUUUGGUUUUUAGGAUUAUUGUAUUUCUGGUGCUUAAUGCAAACACUUUGGAAGUACCAUGGCUUAUGUUACUCUGUAAUAUGGGUAAAUUUUGCUUCUUGGUAAAUGUAUAUUAACCCUAACCUAAUUCUCCCA
Prunus avium (sweet cherry) is the source of this 2410-nucleotide messenger RNA. Its product is annotated as Heavy metal transport/detoxification superfamily protein. Gene Ontology annotation, molecular function: metal ion binding. Lineage: Eukaryota; Viridiplantae; Streptophyta; Magnoliopsida; Rosales; Rosaceae. The record is from RefSeq and is a predicted model, not a curated record.